GAGGUGAUUGGAGGUGAGCUUUCACUGAACAAGUGAAAAAAGGUGGGCGUGCUUUGCUUGGGCAAGUGUGCGGUUUGGCUGAUGGGUAUACACUCCGAUGGUAGGUGCCUUGCUGCUCUUUAUAUACCUCGUUAUGGGAUGGACUUGUUGGCUUUCUCAAACAUCCAUUAGACCAGGAGACACUUUGCGUAUCCAUCGGGAGAUCAUCACUCUAGCCCGGACCUGUCGAUUGGAGACACGACUAAAUUGGAAAAUUAUGCAUCCAAGGUACCAAUCUACAUGGACCCUGGUGGGCAACAAACAUGUCAUGUCGGCCGCAUUGAUUAUCCAAGUUACUCGGAUCUUCCCGUUCAUGUCUUGCAUUGCCCAACCCGGCCAAUAGGAACAUCAUUUCGAAGCGAUUUCAGCUGGGAACUUGCA
Molecule: messenger RNA, 420 nt
Organism: Aspergillus japonicus CBS 114.51
Lineage: Eukaryota; Fungi; Ascomycota; Eurotiomycetes; Eurotiales; Aspergillaceae
Exons: 1
Coding region: 98-382 (94 amino acids)
Source: RefSeq, a predicted model, not a curated record